GAACCGAACCCAUCCCGCUGCCUCUGCGCAUGCUCCUGCGUAAACAAUAUGUUGGGGAAAUUAGGUGUCUCUCUUUGGGAAGUCGAGUUUUAAAAAGCUCGGGCAGACCAUGAUAUGACGACUUCACUGAUCUUGCAUCCACGCUGGGCGGAUACCUUCAUGUACGUGUAUGAGGAGAACCCGAAUGAAAAUAACCAGAAUAAAAUCCCAGCAAUGGAAGGGCUAAGUGGGAACUGCCCAGCGACCCACUGCAGGGAUUUAAUCAGUCACCCGGUAUUGGGUCGUCAUUCCAGCACCAUUGGGACUCACCAGGGUUCUGUCUACACGGAUAUACCUGCUCCAGAUGCCGCCAGGCAGUGCCCCGCGCCACCAGCCUCCUCCAACGCCACCUUGGGCUAUGGCUAUCCUUUUGGAGGCAGCUACUACGGAUGCCGAUUGUCCCAUUCCCACAACGUGAACUUACAACAGAAGCCUUGUUCGUACCACCCAGCUGAAAAAUACCCCGAGCCCAGCGGCUCCCUCCCCAGCGAAGAACUAUCCUCAAGGGCCAAAGAGUUUGCUUUUUACCCGAGCUUUGCCAGCUCCUACCAGGCGGUUCCUGGUUAUUUGGACGUAUCAGUGGUUCCAGGUAUCAGUGGCCACCCAGAACCAAGACACGACGCGCUGCUUCCCAUGGAAGGAUACCAACACUGGGCUCUUUCUAAUGGUUGGGACGGGCAGGUCUAUUGCUCGAAGGAGCAAUCACAGUCUACUCAUCUCUGGAAAUCACCUUUCCCAGAUGUGGUACCUCUCCAGCCCGAAGUGAGCAGCUACCGUAGGGGUCGAAAGAAAAGAGUCCCCUACACGAAAAUCCAGCUGAAAGAAUUAGAAAAGGAAUACGCCGCCAGCAAGUUCAUUACCAAAGAGAAGCGAAGACGGAUUUCGGCGACCACUAAUCUUUCCGAGCGCCAGGUCACUAUCUGGUUUCAGAACCGCAGGGUGAAAGAGAAAAAAGUCGUUAGCAAAUCUAAGACACCUCACCUUCACGCUACCUGACAAAGAUAUCUCUCCGGAGGGGGAAAAAGAUAAAAUUAAAAAAGAAAGGGGGAGAGAAACAAACAAACAAAUACAAAUAUUUAUCUGGUAAAUUUGUAUAAAUAACAACACGCAUUCGAACUCUUUGAAUAAUCUGAUUAUUUAAAAACACCAAGGCGGAGGGGGCGGGCAUUAAACCGCCAUCUUCGGUUGAUUUUGUCCAUGCAUUGCCGUCUCGAACUGUGAAUCCGGUCGCCCUUUUUAAACAUUCAUUUUGAUAUGGUUUUCAAUGUGCACAUUUAGCAAGGAGGGGGGUGGAGAAAGAGGGGAGGGGAGAACACACACACAUACAAAUAUGUAGAUUUGCUACGUUGGAAUCCUGAAUGUUAUUUUGUAGCUCUGUAUUAUAGUCCAAGCCUCUCCCCUUGCAGCUGAACAAAGGUUUUCCAUUUCUUUGGCUGUUUCUGUCUCUGAUGAUGUAAAGAUAAUAAUAAUUAAAAUUAAAUAGAUAAAUAAAUAU
Messenger RNA from Lacerta agilis (Sand lizard), 1534 nucleotides. RefSeq names its product homeobox C13 (gene HOXC13). Gene Ontology annotation, molecular function: DNA-binding transcription factor activity, RNA polymerase II-specific; RNA polymerase II cis-regulatory region sequence-specific DNA binding. NCBI's taxonomy places the organism in Eukaryota, Metazoa, Chordata, Lepidosauria, Squamata, Lacertidae. The coding region runs from base 115 to 1035 and encodes 306 amino acids. Gene Ontology annotation, biological process: regulation of transcription by RNA polymerase II. The transcript is spliced from 2 exons. The record is from RefSeq and is a predicted model, not a curated record.